Messenger RNA from Archocentrus centrarchus (flier cichlid), 5295 nucleotides. RefSeq names its product PHD finger protein 21Ab (gene phf21ab). Gene Ontology annotation, cellular component: histone deacetylase complex. Lineage: Eukaryota; Metazoa; Chordata; Actinopteri; Cichliformes; Cichlidae. Gene Ontology annotation, biological process: negative regulation of transcription by RNA polymerase II. Gene Ontology annotation, molecular function: chromatin binding. The transcript is spliced from 18 exons. The record is from RefSeq and is a predicted model, not a curated record. The coding region runs from base 307 to 2745 and encodes 812 amino acids.
GUCCAGCUCCGCGGCGCAGGGAUCUGUGCUGUGCUGAGGCUGAGCUGAAUGAGAUUGAAGAAGAGUUCUUCUUGUUUUGUAGCUUCAGUUUCUCUCUUUUUACACAAUUUCUACCAAAACUCGCCCCGAACCACGACCGCUGGACCUGGCCCCGCGGGGAGGAGGCGGCCGGGCUGUGUGUGCGCUGCUGCUCCGCCGUGGAUCGGCUUCUUACACACAUAUAUAUUUAAUUAAUCCAGAGGAGGACUGCUGCUGAGGCAGCACAGAGGGGUGGAGUCCAGUCCCACAGCCAGGUGCGGCACUUUAAUGCUUCAGUUGGAUGGUUUUCCUACUGGAGACGGUGUUCAGGCUGAUCGAUCGGCUGGCAGACUGACUGGAUCCAUGAUGGAAUUACAAACGUUACAGGAGGCCCUGAAGGUGGAGAUCCAGAUCCAUCAGAAACUGGUUGCUCAGAUGAAGCAGGACCCUCAGAACGCAGAUCUGAAGAAGCAGCUCCAUGAACUUCAAGCAAAGAUCACAGCGCUCAGUGAGAAGCAGAAAAAGGUGGUGGAGCAGCUGAGGAAGGAGCUGCUGGUGAAGCAGGAGCCAGAGGCCAAACUGCAGCUGCAGGUCCAAACUCCUCCAGCAGGAGGCGACAUCAAGCCGGCCAACCAGCUGCAGAGCCAGCAGCUACCUGGAGGGCUGCAGCAGCAGACGCUGACAGUGACGCCGGUCCUCACCACGAAGACGCUGGUGCUGAAAGCUGCCCCCGGCUCCGUCCUGCCGCAGCGCCCGCCCACUGUGGCUAUGGUAACCGCAGCUAUCACCAAACCCGACUCGCAGAACGCCCCCAUCAACCUGCAGGUGGCCAGCAAGCUCACCAAUCAGAGCUCGGAGCCCGUGCGGCUGGUGUCCAAGAACGCCAUGGUGGUCCGGCCAAAAUUGGCCACGCCUACCAACGUCCCCAUUGCCCCGGCCCCUCCGCCCAUGAUGGCGGCCCCCCAGUUGCUGCAGAGGCCCGUCAUGUUGGCCACCAAGCUGUCGUCCUCGCUGCCCUCGGCAGCGCCCAUCCACCAGGUCCGCAUCGUCAACGGCCAGCCCUGCAGCAAGACCGGGACCACCCCGCUGACGGGCAUCGUCAUCACCACGCCUGUCUCCGCUGCCCCCACCCGCCUCGCCAGCCCCGCACAGGUGCCGAACCCCACCCCUGUCCCCACUCAGACUCCGGUCCAGCCAAUCCAGAUCAGCAGCCUGACCACUGAGCCCAAGCAGACUGUUAAACCGGGAGGAGCAGAGCAGCAUGCCGUCAUCAGCCUCCCGUCCUCCUCCUCCUCCUCAACUCCUCCUGUGUCUCCACCUCCCAGGCCUCCCAAGAAAGAGGAGAACCCAGAGAAACUGGCCUUCAUGGUGUCUUUAGGCCUGGUAACACACGACCACUUGGAAGAAAUUCAGAGCAAAAGACAGGAGCGGAAGAGGCGAACGACGGCCAACCCGGUGUACAGCGGAGCUGUGUUUGAACCUGAGAGGAAAAAGAGUGCAGUGAGUUACCUGAACAGCCCUCUGCACCAGGGGACCAGGAAGAGAGGUCGUCCACCCAAAUACAGCAGCGUCCCGGACCUGGUCAGCCUCACCCCGACCUCCCCCUCCAGCCCCGUCCAUCCCCUCCCCCUGCCCAGCCCCAGCUCUGGGGAUGGAGACAUCCAUGAGGAUUUCUGCACUGUGUGCAGACGCAGUGGCCAGUUGCUCAUGUGCGACACGUGUUCUCGUGUUUAUCACCUGGACUGCCUGGAUCCACCCCUGAAAACCAUUCCUAAAGGCAUGUGGAUCUGUCCAAAAUGUCAAGAUCAGAUCCUGAAGAAAGAAGAAGCCAUUCCCUGGCCCGGCACCCUGGCUAUUGUUCAUUCCUACAUCGCUUACAAAGAAGCUAAAGAGGAGGAGAAACAGAAGCUGAUGAAGUGGAGCUCGGAGCUGAAACUGGAGCGCGAGCAGCUGGAACAGAGAGUCAAGCAGCUCAGCAACUCCAUAACAAAAUGCAUGGAGACCAAAAACACCAUCCUGGCUCGUCAGAAGGAGAUGCAGCUUUCCCUGGACAAAGUCAAACAUCUGAUUCGCCUCAUCCAAGCCUUCAACUUCAACCAAGCUCUGGCAGAGACAGAGGGCAAAGAUGUAAGAGUCCAUGAAAAGGCUGAGGGUGCAGUCAGCUCUGAAGCUGCACCGAAAGCUAACUCUGUAGAGAAGGUGAAGGGAGGGAGCUCCACAGCCAGCGUCAGCACUGAUGGGAGCAAACAGGAGGAGCACGGAGCCGCAGGGAGCAACCAGACAGGUGGAGAUGCCGCCGGCCAGCCUGACAGCACAGUCCUAACAGCAGAUAAUAGCCCCGCUGCAGGGGCGGGGGGAAAGGCGGGGCCGGGGGAAGGGGGUAACACAGGGACUGGUCCACAGGUGGAGGUCGUAGCCAAGCCUGAGACUGAGGCAGCUCCGGCGGCUAAUGUUCCCGCUUCCUCAGUGGUCGCGACCGUCGCCACCACCAACGGCACGGCUGAGCCGACCUGCCCCGAUCAUAGCCCCGGCGGAGGCUGCGCCGCCAACGCCGCCACCAACUCUGAGAACAAGAUGGCUGUCGUCAACCCUCCAGAGACAGUGGUAGAGAAGAAACAGGAGGAGAUCACUGGAAGUGAUGGCAGCAACACCAACAACAGCAAAACCUCAGAACCCUCCCAGCAUUCUUUGCCAGCUCUUGUCAGCAGUUUGGACAAUAAAAAGUAACGCUGCGUCUCUUCAUUCGGGGGAAUUCAAACAUAUAUAUUAAAAAAAAAAGACACUUGCUUGCACCGUAUGGUGCCCUGAAGUUGCCAAUCUGUAUAAAUGUUGUUUGUUUGCAUUGUAUUGUCAGACUGUGUCAAUGGUAGAUAUACAGCCCAAGUCACAUGACUCUGGGAAGAUGUAGGCUGUUCCACCCACUGAGCUGGGAUACGGGAAGGCGUACGCACCAGUGUCAUCAUGCCAAUUAGUGAUAGACGUCAUGGUGGGAAUGCUCAAAGGGAGAUUUAAUUCAUCAUCACACCAGUGUGUGCCUGUUACAGUGGCCCCUGUUCCCUUGUGAGGUGGGGAGAUGGUUCACAUGGGUACGAAGAUAGCCGAGAACAUGGAACCAAAUAUCUGUCAGGGGUUACUGGUCUAAAAAGCAGUGUUGUGAUAGUAUGCGUUCUGAAAAGAGAACCUGUUCAUCCCCUCGUCCCAACGAACUUAAUGUGAACGACCCUGAACCUUAACCAUCCAUCCCAACCUUCCCAAUCAACUCAUCCAUCUGAUCCUAAACCUCCCGAACUCCAGAUCUCCUCCCAAGUAAACCACCUUCAGUGAACAGAGACAGUAAACCCAUGCUUAUCGUCACCCUCACUGUGAGAUCCUAAAGGCUUCAGUUUGCUUCAAACAAUGGCGGUACCAACCACAGGCCCUACAGAUGCAAAGAACCCUAGAAAUUUGGAUCACUGGAGCAUAUUUAGAGUAUCUUCUUGAAUUGGCAGUCCUUGAAUUAUGACGAACCUUAUAGAGAAAAUAAUGUAUUGAAACAAGCCAACAACACUCGACCUCCCUUUCAUAUCCCAGCUGCCUAACUGAAAUACCUUAACCCAGGUACCCGACAGCUCCAAGCAGCGUAUCUGACUCUAAAUUCUGCCUGCUUACCGAGAUUUUUGGUAUCCAGGUAGAUCCAUCCAGAUCUAUUCCUAAGUUCGCCACAUCCAGAUAGAGCCGUAUAGUUUUUUUAGAUAAUGGAGAGAAAAGUAAGUUGGGCACCAUCAUCUGAUUUCUGAAAAUAAAACUUGUAAGCUGCAGCAUCUUGAAUUCUAAUGGGAUGCCCACGCUUUGAGGUGCCUGUUCCCACCUCCAAAUACCAUCAUUAUUGCUGGAUAAAGAAGACGGUUGUUGGUUUGAAGCAUGCUGAUGCCUUGAUGGUGACAAGUCUAACUUCCCCAUAACCAGAACUCGGGCUCACCUGCCCAGGUCUCAGAACAAUACGUGACAUUAUCAUUAAACCUUGAGGGCCUCAGUGUCGUUGGAAGAAAAAAUGAUAAUGGCGUAAAGGUUAUUUGAAGCACACUGACACCUUUUGGAAAGACUUCCCAAAUCUGAAUUUACCUUCCUAAGUUCGCCACGAUCUAUGAUCCCAACAGCCCUGAACAAUUCCUCUCUCCCGGUCACCUAGUAACCAAACAUUUCCCACCGACCAACGAUCCCAGUCAGCCCAUCCUCUCCCCAUCUCCUCCCACCUGAGCUCAGGCAGCAAAGACGCCGAGCGUCACGUUCAGCAGGUACAAAGGACGAGGUCGAACAGGCUCGGUAGCCUAACAGAUGUUUUCAGUGGUGUCGGUCAAGUGUAGUGAUUGAGUUUUCAUUUGUGAGUCAAGUGUGUCAACUGUGAGCACUAAAUGUGAAAUUGCAAUAUUGCAAUGUCAACACACACAAACUAUAUCUGGGCUGUGUUUCUUUUUUAUAGGAAAAGAUAUUCAGGUCUUCCUAGUCUUCUUCAGAAUAAGUGCUUUCUGUUCCUGAACCUGCUGGACUGGCAUUAUCAACCUCUUUUUGAAGUGGUGAUCUUUGCAUUGUGUGCAUUUCUGUUGAAUCCUGAACUGCCAAAAUGAUGAUGUAUCCAAAUUCAGCAGGGACAAGUCCACUUACUGUAUCGAAAGAUCAAAUCAUUGGCGUUGUAAGAUACAGAUGCUACCAUUUCAAAAAUUGGAAGUCCCCAGAUCGAGACAGGAGAGCUUACUAAACAAUAACAUUAAAGGAACUUUUUUCCUUGAAAUGGAGGGAUUUGUUGUAUGAACCUGCUCCUUCUGAUGGAUCUCAAAGGACGAUACCACAAAUCCUGAGAUUAAAGCACAAGCUUGCUGCAUUACAAAGAAGUGCUGAAGAGCUUUUUGUAUGUUAAUAUGGAAUUAAACAGAGUAUGCAUCUCUUUGUUGUGAUGUGACUUAUCCCCACAUUGCCAAUAUUUUUCUAGGAGGAAACGCAAACCUCUGUCUGACAUUAAGGCUCAAGUCUAGUCCAUACUUUUGGGAGGAGUGGCCUCAGAAACCCCUUCGUCCCCUCACAGUUAGACGCAUGCAUCUCUCUUCUUUCUGGAGCAUGUCUGGGCUGAAAUGUGACGCUGUUGUUUGUCGGCUUGAUGGCUGUCGGUUCAGGUCUGUCUUUGUCUGGUGAGCUGAUCAUAACCUUUGGCUUCUUGUUGGGUGCGGGGCAAUAACAAACUCUGGUUUGUUCAUUAACGGUGCCUCUGGUCGUGCUGGAAUUUCUGUUGUUCCUUUCUCUCUC